Pseudocercospora fijiensis CIRAD86 is the source of this 723-nucleotide messenger RNA. RefSeq lists its product as uncharacterized. NCBI's taxonomy places the organism in Eukaryota, Fungi, Ascomycota, Dothideomycetes, Mycosphaerellales, Mycosphaerellaceae. The transcript is spliced from 2 exons. The record is from RefSeq and is a predicted model, not a curated record. Bases 1 to 723 code for a protein of 240 amino acids.
AUGCCCUCCUACGCAAGAACCUUGCUCGAGGAAGUAUGGUGGUUUCGGCGCUUCUUCUCCUGUAAUAUUGCUAUUGAUCGAGUCGUAGAAGUCAUAGAUAGUGAAGUAGGGGCCGGCGCUUCAUGCAACUUCACACACUCAUCGGAAUGGCAACCUGGUAUACAACCAAAAGGUCUUGCGCUUAUGAUCAAUAAAGCACUGCGGUCUAAUCCACAAAGCCGCGUUACCAUUGCGAAAGCCGAUAUCAGAGAUCUCGAUGCUCGUGUUGCCGCCGAGUACACGCAAUACCAGUGUUACGUGGAGAUCGAUAAUCUCGAGCCGCAUCUCCUCCGCCUGGACCAAUUGCGACCACAUUACUUCCAGGGAAACGAAUUUGCCAAUCGCAUCAUGAAGGGCUUUCAGUAUACAAACGUCCCCCCUGGAAACAGCUUCGUCUACAUCGAUGAUGAUGUGGAAUCGCUUGAGCCGAAGGAUUCUGUGCAGAUCAGGAAGAUGACAGAAGACGAUGCCAAAGACUAUGUUCUCGAGAUGAUCGAGUUGACUUGGGAAGUCAAGAAGGAAAGUUGGAAAGUAAUGCUGGCGCUGGCUGAAGAGGAGGCCAAGGCAAAGCGGGAGCUGAAGAGGGCGGCGGAAGCCGAGGAGAUCAAAUCUGAAAUUAUUGAGGAAGAUGAUGAGCGUCGUGAUCCAUCUUAUGGGGCCUUUCGUGGGGUAACAGGUGCUUGA